ACCGGAAGUAGUUCCCCUCUCUGAGUGUAACUGGAGCAGCAGAGUCUGCUGGCUGAAGAGGUUUGUCUUCGUGUUUUCGGGCCUUUGUUGUCCUUUUCCCGCCGUUAGUCCUGCUCUUUAUGUCCCGGAGUGAACCAGCAGAGUCCGGGUGUCUGGAUCAACGUGUUUCAGUGGACUUUGUGUGAAUAUUCUGGACGUUUCAGCUCAGAAUCAUCUCUGUUAGCCCAGAAUGCUAACUGGAGUGAUCGCAGCUAACUGGAGAUAGACGGAGCCGGAUCAGCUCAGCGCUAGUUUCUCUAUUCAAUAGAGACCAGACUGUUUACUGGAGACACCAUGUCCACAUGAAGCUGUCUGAAUGGACUCUGAGCUGUCUCCUUUAGUUAAAAACGAGCUGUGAUUCAGUGAAACAUGUCUAAAGUUGACCUGCUGAGAGUUUUUGUGAAGCAGAGACUAACUUUGGCUGCUGAAGAGAUAUUAGAUCUGUUUGAAACAACGAUAGCAGAGUACGAGGAGCAGCUGGAGUUCAGCUCCAAAGAGAAUCAACGAAGACAGAAACUACUGGACGCUGUUUUACACCCGGAAGUCCAGCUACACAGAGCAGACGUCCAGCAGCUGUUGGUGGUUAGAGAAGAGGAUCCCACUGAGCAGCAGGAGUGGAGCUCCAGUCUGGACCAGGAGGAUCCAGAGCCUCCACACAUUAAAGAGGAACCAGAGGACCUCUGGACCAGUCAGGAGGGAGAGCAGCUUCAAUGGCUGGAGGAAGCUGAUAUCAAGUUCCCAUUCACCUCUGUCCAUGUGAAGAGUGAAGAAGAUGAUGAAGAGAAAGCUCAGUCCUCACAGCUUCAUGAAGGACAAUCUGAGGAGAACAGAGAGGCAGAGCAUUUGAUAAUAGAAUCUGAUGAAGAGGACUGUGGAGGACCAGGACCAGCCAGGAACUCAGAUCCAGAUAGUCUUUUACAACCAGCUACUCAUGACAAUACUUCACCCUCCUUUGAACUUGAGACUGAUGACAGUAGAGAUUGGGAGGAGACUAAGGAACCUCAGUCAGGUUCAGACCCUCUGCAAAACAAUGAAGUAUCUGUAAGUGAUAUGAAAUGUAAUACUGGAAAAGUCUCUGCUAGCUCAUUUGAAUGUGCUAGAAACUUUAGCCGCAAGGAACAUCUGCAUCAACACACAGGAAUCCAAACAGGAAGUAAACCGUUUAGUUGCUCCGUCUGUGAUAAAACAUUUGCAAUAAGCUCAAGUUUGAUCUCCCACUUCAGAGUUCAUUCAGUUGGAAAACGUUUCAGCUGUUCAGUUUGUAAAAGAAGUUUCGGUACCAGUAGCAAUUUGGUUAGACACAUGAGAAUCCACACCGGCGAGAAACCAUUUAGUUGUUCAGUUUGUGGAAAAAGAUUUACACAAAAGGAACAUUUGAGAGUACACCUGUUUGCCCACACAGGGGAGAAACCAUUUGGUUGUUCAGUUUGUAGUAAAAGAUUCUCAUUCGAUAGUAAUCUCAGGCAACACAUGGCUGUCCACACAGGGGAGAAACCACUUAGUUGUUCAUUUUGUAGUAAAAGAUUCACACUACAAGGUAAUCUGAGAAAACACUUGAUUGUCCACACAGGGGAGAAACCAUUUGCUUGCAGCGUUUGUGAUAAAAGAUUCACUCGGCUCCAUAAUGUCAAAAAACACAAGUGUGUUGGCGAGAGCAGCAAAACGAAGUGAAGCUGCAGAGAUGCUUGUUGAACCAUUUAACAUUAUUCCAGCAGGAUUGAAGUACUGAUGACAAGACUUGGUUCAACACAGAUCAACUAAAAACGGACAGACUUAAAGGUCCCAUGUCGUGCUCAUUUUUAGGUUCUUACUUGUAUUUUGUGUUUCUACUAGAACAUGUUUACCUACUUUAAUGUUUAAAAAAACUUUUAUUUUCCUCAUGCUGUCUGCUUGAA
Messenger RNA from Sebastes umbrosus (honeycomb rockfish), 1934 nucleotides. RefSeq names its product zinc finger protein 32-like. Gene Ontology annotation, molecular function: RNA polymerase II cis-regulatory region sequence-specific DNA binding; DNA-binding transcription factor activity, RNA polymerase II-specific. NCBI's taxonomy places the organism in Eukaryota, Metazoa, Chordata, Actinopteri, Perciformes, Sebastidae. Gene Ontology annotation, cellular component: nucleus. The record is from RefSeq and is a predicted model, not a curated record. The coding region runs from base 409 to 1710 and encodes 433 amino acids. The transcript has 2 exons. Gene Ontology annotation, biological process: regulation of transcription by RNA polymerase II; central nervous system development.